AUGUCUAAACGUCCCCGAGGCCACUCGGUAUCCUCAUCUCCUUCAAAAGACUCGAUCUCAACAUAUAUUGCUGAAGGAAACGCCACUGAUACUUCUACCGAGCGUGCAAAAUACGUGGUUGCUGAUACAAAAGCCUUGCCCGAGGUGAUGCAUUGCUCCUUACCGCCUCACCGCGAGACACUCUCAUUCACUUCCUACGAGGACUACGAGGUUCAUUACCUUCAGAACCAUGUCAAUCGCUGCUCUGAGUGCAGCAAGAACUUUCCAGUUGGUCAUUUACUCAAUGUACACAUCGAGGAAAACCAUGACCCACUGAUUGCUGCCCGGCGAGCCCGAGGCGAGAAGACUUAUGGAUGCUUUGUCGAGGACUGCGAGCGGAAGUGCUCCACUCCUCAGAAACGGCGUCUCCAUCUGAUUGACAAGCACAUGUUCCCAAGGAGUUACAACUUCUUUAUCGUCAAUGACGGGAUUGACAAACAAAGCUCUAUGCUACGGCCUAUGAACAGUCACAGACGGCGUAUCUCAACAUCAUCUGCACUAGAGGGGAGGCUGCGCCGCCGAAGCUCAGCUUCCCAAUCAAACCCACCCGCCAACAUAUUGCCUGAGAAGAAGACACCAGAUGACAUGGAGAUCGAUGAGCUAGAAAAGUCCAUGUCUGCUCUGAAAUUCGUGCCCACAAGCGUCGCGAGAAACCGAGGCAAAGCUUCUGGCAAAUAG
Molecule: messenger RNA, 717 nt
Organism: Penicillium salamii
Lineage: Eukaryota; Fungi; Ascomycota; Eurotiomycetes; Eurotiales; Aspergillaceae
Source: the annotation of a GenBank genome assembly